AUGGCUACGUCUUCACCAAUAUACACGCCACUCGGUGACCCAUCGUCGAAUAUCCGGCUAUUAGAGAUCCACGUUCGAGAGUCGAAGCGACGUCCUGCGGUGACAUGUCGCAUGAGGACUGUUUCCCUCGACACCGCUCCACCAUUCGCGGCCUUAUCCUAUGUUUGGGGAGACGCCGAUGACCGCGAGAAUAUCGUCGUCAAUAGCCAACUCGUAUCAGUUACCAAGAACCUCGAGGCCGCCCUCCGACAUGCUCCCUCCUUUCAAGAAAUACAUCCUGCUUGUUCCCCGAUAUUCCUGCUAUGGGCAGACGCUAUUUGUAUCGACCAGCAGAAUAACCCAGAGCGGGGGGCACAGGUCCAGCUCAUGGCAAAGAUAUUCCAACAGGCCGAAUGCGUCUUCGCGUGGUUGGGCUCUGAGGAUGAGGACUUGGCAUUCCGAUCCAUGAGGCCAAUUCUUCACGAGAUGACCCGCACAGGCGAAAACAAUAUCAGAGACUUGCGAUCACUGGUAUCGUUGGAAUGGCUACGUCCAUACCCGGAGCUAUGCGAUAACCACGUCUUUGUCACAAAGGACGAGAAUCUUCCAAAUAUUCCCACCAUCUUCAACGCUGCCUGGUCAGCAAUCAACGACCUCGUCUCACGAAAAUACUGGACGCGGGUCUGGAUCUUUCAGGAAGCCGUGCUAGCAAAGCGUCUCAUUCUAGCAUGCCCUACCUCGGCCAUGGGCUUUGACGACUUGGGAGCUUUCACGAACGUCAUGAAAAUGCUACAGCAGUUUCUGAGAACUGUACCACGGGCCAAGCCCAACUUCUUGGGGAGUGCGGUGUGGUACUAUAUAAGAGACGUCAUCGACUGGACCCGCAUCGUCAUAAUCAGUCGGCAACGAUUUGGUCGUGAGUCCAAGCCUAAAGAAAUGGAACAGAGAUUUUCCAUGACAAUGACUGGAUUUAAUCUCGACGCGACUGAUCCGAGAGAUCACGUAUACGGUCUCCUGGCUUUGACGGGCAUGGAUAUCAAGCCAGACUACACCAGAUUUCUAGGAGAGGUCUAUACCGAGUUCGCAGGGAGGCUACUAGAGACAAAUCGACUUCAGAAUGCUUCCCAGGAGCUUUCGUGGCUUCAAUAUGCCGGGGUGGGUGUCUUUGACCAAGUCUCCGCAUUGCCAUCCUGGGUUCCGAACCUGCAAGGCAGGUCUCAGAUGAAGGUCUUCCUUUCGACUUCGGCAGCCUACAAAGACGGUCUCGCCGCCUUUUCAGGAGCUGCUUGCAUAAAAGACAAUACAUUGACUGUUCCCGGGGUUGAAGUCGACGUGGUCACAAAGGUGCACAGCUUUCCCCAGGGGAAAGUAUCUGGAGGCAUGGCAAAGAUGAUGGAGGAGGUGAAAAAUGUCAUCCAAGCCUAUACGAAACACCAAUCUUCCGAAGUUGCCAACAGACCAAGUACUUCAACCUCGCCGGCCAGCGAGCAGUCUCCUCGGGAGAGCGCGGACAAUGAGAAAUGGGAGGCUUUGUAUCACUUCCUGGUCGAGUUUAUUUCCAGACACCCCGAGGAGUACAAAAACGGCAUCCCUCCUCUACAGGCUGUGUUGCGUAUCAUUUGGUGCCACACAAGAACCAGAAAAGUCACGGGCCAAACAGUUAUGCGCGGCAUAAACUUUCUCAAGUCUCUAUCCGUCCACGGACCCAGCCAAUCAAGCGAGGAGAACCUCAAAAGCCUGGGUUUUGUCCUAGACGACAAUUUCGACCGCACAUUUUGCGAAAAAGUGUUUUCGGUCGAGGGGUUGGAGCACGAGAUCAACGCCUACCAGGGCAGUCUUCGGCGGGAGUUUACAAACUGGGAACCGAUAGGAGGCGUGACAGAGGCUAUGGAGCUGGAUUAUCGUCUAGCGGAUCUAAGUAAUUGUUGGAGUUUUGUUGAGACGAGGGGGGGUUAUCUGGGACUGGGGCCCAAGGGUACGGUGCCAGGAGAUGUUGUGGCGAUUCUGAGGGGGAGUGGUGCGCCUGUGAUACUCAGGAGGAACGAUGAUCAUUUCAAGCAUGUUGGAGCGACUUUUAUUCUUGGUUUGGUGGAUGGUGAGCUUUCGGAGAGCAUAGAGGAAGGGAAAUGGCCUGUCCAGAGCUUCAAGAUCAUUUGA
Molecule: messenger RNA, 2136 nt
Organism: Fusarium keratoplasticum
Lineage: Eukaryota; Fungi; Ascomycota; Sordariomycetes; Hypocreales; Nectriaceae
Product: HET domain-containing protein
Exons: 1
Coding region: 1-2136 (711 amino acids)
Source: RefSeq, a predicted model, not a curated record